AUGCGGAAACCGCGCAGCGGUUGCUUGAAGCUGCUCUAUCUGGCCGCCUUCGUAUGCGUGUUCUUGUUCGUUUCAAAUCAGCUGAAAAACUCGCAGUCGCUGGCAAAAGCUAUUGUGGCACCGUUCGAGAAGGAACGAGCGUUGCAUCCGCUUCCAGAAGAAUCCAAGGAAUAUGGUAACCAUGACCAUGGCGGCGGAGCUCAAGCAGAAGGUGCACCCCUGCCCAUAAUAAAAAAUGAAGACGGCGAUGGCGUUGAUCCUGAUCGAGUUGAUGGACCAGAUGCGGUUGCUUAUAAAGGAGAACAAGACCAGGAACAGAUGCCUGCCAUGGGUGCUGUAGCUGCAAAUGACGUUUUUGGGAAGCAGUCACACAAUGCCCGCCCUGAUUCAGACGACGACUCCUAUCCUCAUCUCAAUACGAAUGGGAAAUUCAUCCCAAAUCGUAGAAUCGUUCAUUUGGAUCUCAAAGGAGGCGCUUUCAGGCCCGAAUUCUUUACUGAAAUUUUCUACUACUUGAAUCGAAUAAAGGCAACUGGUAUUCUGAUCGAGUGGGAGGACAUGUUUCCGUAUACCGGCAACUUAUCUGUAGCUGUGAAUGGCAAUGCAUACUCUAUGGAAAACGUUGAGUAUAUAUUGAAAGAAGCAAAGCGCCAUCAUUUGGAAGUUAUUCCGCUUGUUCAAACAUUUGGUCAUUUGGAAUGGAUCUUGAAAUUGGAGCAGUUUGCCCAUUUGAGGGAGGAUGUGCGCUUCCCUCAAGUAAUAUGCUUCCCUGAGCCAGAAGCGUGGAAUUUAAUAACGGAUAUGAUUGAUCAGGUUGCAGAAGUGCAUAAGAAGCACGGAAUGCCAUAUUUUCAUAUGGGAGCCGAUGAAGCAUUUCAAAUAGGUGUCUGCAAUGCGAGUCUAGUAGAAAUGGGACGGCAAGGGUCGAGAGAUCGAUUAAUGCUUUGGCACAUCUCUAGAGUUGCGAAGUACAUCAAGGACAAAUACUCCACAACGGUGUUGGCAUGGCACGAUAUGUUUGGGCAUGCAAUGGAAUUCGAUCUUACAGCAUAUCACAUGACAGAAGUUUUGGAACCCGUGCUUUGGAGUUAUGCAGAGGACCUGGACUUGUACUUGCCGAAAACCACGUGGCUGAGUUUGAAGCCAUUUCGACGUGUAUGGGGUAGCUCAGCAUGGAAAGGAGCUGACGGCCCUGCAAGGUUCAACUCGAAUCCUGUACACUACAUCCGAAAUCAUGAGGCGUGGGUUGAGCAGCUGUCAAGGAAUUACCAUGAGUUCGAUGUGCUACAGGGUCUCAUUAUCGCUGGUUGGUCUCGUUAUGAUCAUCUAGCCAUUCUUUGUGAAUUAGCUCCUGUAGCGUUCCCGACGCUUGCAAUGUCGAUGGAAACUAUACUGGAGGGAAAACCUCUUCAAGGGAAUUACCCUGUUUCACGUGAGAUACUGCAGUGCACUCCUUCAACCACUAUGGGAAUCACGUAUGGUUGCCAGUUUCCGGGUAGCAAAAUCUAUGAGUUGAUCAAUGAAUUUUGGCAACGAAGGAAGCAGUUGCAACAGUAUAGAGAAGAUGAUUUUGAACUUAACGGGUGGCUUUCUCGUGUAGCUGACUCAUAUAUGAGUAGCAGUCAAUGGUACAUAGAUGAAACUGUCGAUGAAUUCAUUUUCACGUAUAUGGCAGAGGACAUUGAAUGGGUUCAACGUAAAAUUGAGUCAGCCCAAAGAAUCUCAAAACUUAAUCACUUCCCAAAGCGGCCAUUUGUACUUUUAAAGUCGCAUGAGGAGCUGUGA
Molecule: messenger RNA, 1785 nt
Organism: Haemonchus placei
Lineage: Eukaryota; Metazoa; Nematoda; Chromadorea; Rhabditida; Trichostrongylidae
Source: the annotation of a GenBank genome assembly